Messenger RNA from Blepharisma stoltei, 1652 nucleotides. The record is from the annotation of a GenBank genome assembly. NCBI's taxonomy places the organism in Eukaryota, Ciliophora, Heterotrichea, Heterotrichida, Blepharismidae.
AUGCUUUAUCUAGCCUCAAAAAACAACAAAAUAUUUUUAACAAUACCAAAGACUAUUAUUUAUGGCUUCGGGUUUAAGGACCUUACAAUGAUUUCGACAGUAGAAAAAACCAUGCAUUUUCAAGAAAUUUCUCUAACAAAUUUGCAUAGGUUUCUGAAUGAAUUUGAAUAUGAGGAUAAAAACUUUCCAUUUGCUGUAUUUAAAACAAAAGAUAGUAUCACACUUGUAAAUAAUCCUCAAGAAGCUUAUAUUGUAUUUAAUAUAAUCUCCUAAAAUUAUUUAAUAAAAAUUUUGAUUUUAUAUAAAAAAAAGGAUUUUUCUAAAAAAUUUAUUUUUAUUAAAUAAAUAAAAAUUGCUUAUACACUUAUAGAAAAAAAUGUAAAAAUCAGAUACGAAUUUUCUUUACAACAAUAUAUUAUUUCCCCCGGAGAUUACACACAAAUAGUCCGUGUAUCAAAAAAUUCAGCAAAUCGUAUAUCCGCAAAAAUCAUAAAAAAUAAAUAUUCCUUUAUUUGCCAAAAGAAAAAUCAUGUAAUGUUAAAUCCGAAUUUAAACUUUUUCCUAACGACUACAGAAGAAAAGGAACAAAAAUACUCUGAUUUUCAGCCAUUAACCAAAAGUUUUAUAAUAAUUAGAGGAAUUUGUGUCGGAAAAGGGAGUAUUUCUAUGUCUACUAUUGAAUUGUCACAGAGUAUCGAUUGGAUUUAUAGUAUAUUAAAAGCAGUGUUAUUACAUAGGACUGUUAUGAAAGUUUCAGCUAAUUUUAUUAUGAGUAAAAAUAACGAAUGAUUUUUGAUAAGUUUACAUUCGUGCCAUAUUAGUGAAAAGAAAGCCGAAAUUUCAUUUUUUAGGAGAAAAUCAACAGAAACUCCAAGCAUGAUAGGUAAAUUAAAUAGAACGGUAGCUACUGGCCAUGAUUUAUUAAACCUUACUAUAUGCUCAAAAAAUCAUGAAGAUAUUGAUAAAACAUUUAUGGGUAAUAAUACACCUAGCUUGGAAUUAAAUAAAAUAUUUAAUAAGGAUCCCAUAACUCCCCAAAAAAUUAAGCAAAAACCGCCUUUAGCACGAUCCCAAACUGUUAAAAAAAUCCCUCCUGUGAUAGAAACAAUAGAAAAUGAUAUUGAUACUUUAAUUGGGAAAGAUCGCCUGAAAGACCUGAAGUAUAUGAACUAUCAGAAGUGGCUUAAAAGAAGGGAAGAUAAGCUGCCUGAUAUGAUGCUUGAAAAAACCUAUGCAAAACAGAUUUCUACAUUCCAUGAUGCUGUUAAAAAGAAACACAAUUCAAGCUUGAAUUUGUUAAAAAAUUUUAUAUGAUUUUACAUUAAAAGGGUUUAUUAUUAAUUGGCUUUAUAAAGAAGGAUAUUUCAUAUGGAAUAGGCAUAAAACAAACUAUGGAGGACAUAGUGUCAAUAAAUUCAUUAAAAGGAGAAUUUGUAGUAAAAGACGCUUCCAAGCUGCUUUUAACGAAAAAUUUCAAGAGGCAUUUAAACUGAUUUGCAGAAGACAAUAAAAAUGAUGAAGAAGAUGAUAAAGUAUCAUCAAUAAGAGCAAGCUUUACUCAAGCCUUUAAAGAUAAAUGUGUAGAAAAUGUCAUAUUAAAUGGCUGCCAAAGGCUAGAAAGCCUAAAAAGGAAAAGAUCAAUCAAAAAAUAA